AUGGCAGAGAUGAGCCCCAAAGGCCACCAGAAACCGGGACCAACACUCCACCCCCCCAGAGCCACCCAGACCCCCAAAACUCGACCACAGCCCCAUAGCCGGCCCGCCGUCCAGAGAGGCCACCAUUCCCCAGCAAGGACGGCCUGGCUAAGAGUGCCCACCCAACUGCUAACAGAGCAAGGGGCACCCAGGGCGGGCCCCCGCCACAGCAAAGGGGCCAACCAGCCAGCCCAGCACGGCCCCCAGCCACCACCAACGGCCACCAACCCAAUCCCAACCCCAGAAGACAUACUGCACCCACCCCAACAUUCGGGCCACUAUCAGAACAUACCCAGGCUGGGUCGACCCCCCGCCACUAGCUCCAUGUCACGCCCCCAGCCAAUCCUGCCCCCAGCCCAUGAGAACUGCAGACCACCAGCGCACCAGAGGCCCCCAGCCCAGAGCCGGGUACCAGGGCACUCACAGGCCCAGGGCCCAGCAACCCGCCCGCCAGAGCCCAAGUCCCCCCGCCCCACCAGAGCCACAGCCCAGGGGCGGCACACCCCCAGAGUCCCAAGACCCCCGCGCACACCCCGGACCCACCCAAGCACGGCUAGGCAACCGGACCAGCGACCUAUGACCGCCAGUACAAACUACCAGAGGGUCCACAUGCAGCCACCCGAAGACAUCCCCCAGAACCACCAAGGCCCUCCCCAGA
Messenger RNA from Austrofundulus limnaeus, 697 nucleotides. RefSeq names its product early nodulin-75-like. The annotation marks the transcript as partial. NCBI's taxonomy places the organism in Eukaryota, Metazoa, Chordata, Actinopteri, Cyprinodontiformes, Rivulidae. The record is from RefSeq and is a predicted model, not a curated record. The transcript has 2 exons.